Molecule: messenger RNA, 3390 nt
Organism: Alnus glutinosa
Lineage: Eukaryota; Viridiplantae; Streptophyta; Magnoliopsida; Fagales; Betulaceae
Product: LRR receptor-like serine/threonine-protein kinase EFR
Exons: 2
Coding region: 20-3277 (1085 amino acids)
Biological process (GO): protein phosphorylation
Molecular function (GO): protein binding; ATP binding; protein kinase activity
Source: RefSeq, a predicted model, not a curated record
UCUUGGAUCGAACACAGUCAUGAAGCUGAUACAAAGGCCAUCCAUUAAUCUCCUGCUCUUGGGUUUUGUCUUAAUGCAGUUGGCCCAAUCUUCCAGUACCACCAGCUUUACCGAUCAAGCAGCUCUCAUUGCCUUCAAAUCUGAACUCACUUCCGGUCCAAACCAAACUGUCUUGUCUGGUAACUGGUCCACAACUACAAGCUUCUGCAAUUGGAUUGGGGUUUCAUGUAGCCGACGCAGACAAAGAGUCACCGCUUUGAACCUUUCCUACAUGGGGCUCCAAGGCACCAUUUCUCCCCAUAUUGGUAACCUCUCUUUCCUGGUUUAUCUUGAUCUACGCAACAAUAGCUUCUUUGGUUCUUUGCCUCAUGAGAUCAGUCGCCUACAACGUUUGAGAAUACUCUGGUUGGCAUACAACCAAUUGAAAGGUGGCAUCCCUCCAACUUUGCAAAAUUGUCGAAAUCUUCGAGAAAUUCAUCUAAAGAGUAACCAUCUUACGGGUGCAAUUCCAUCGUCCCUCGGCAAUAUUUCAUCGUUAGAGCACUUGAAUUUGGAACGCAAUAGCCUCACUGGUCUAUUUCCUUUUCUCAUCUUGAACAUAUCCUCUCUAACCAAAAUUCUUAUUUUUGGAAAUCACAUCUCAGGAACUCUUCCAAUGGAUCUCUGCAGUCGUUGUCCUAAUCUUCAAUAUCUUUACUUUCCGUACAAUGAAUUCAGUGCUCGGCUCCCUUCACAAAUGAAUCACUGUAGAGAGCUUGUAGCCUUAUCCCUAUCGUACAAUAAAUUUGAUGGGAGUAUUCCAAAAAGUUAUGGAAGUUUAGAAAAGCUUGAAUUCCUAUAUCUUGGAGGGAACGAACUAACUGGUAAUAUACCUCCUACCAUAACUAACUUGUCUGCGUUAAUUGAGUUUGCCAUUGAAGAGAAUAACAUUAAAGGAAGCAUUCCCAAUGAUUUAUGGCGUCUUCCAAAUGUAAAUACCUUAAAUUUUGCAUCAAAUAAUCUUACGGGAGCAAUUCCCGAAACAAUUUUCAACAUGUCAUCUCUACAAGAAAUCUACUUGGUGCAAAAUUCCUUGUCUGGAAAUAUUCCAUUUGAGACUGAGCUUCCUUGCCCUAAUCUGAAAAUUUGGGCUAGCGGUAGCAACAAACUUAGUGGUCAUAUCCCAUCGUAUAUUUCAAACUGUUCCAAGCUUGUCCUAUUAGAUUUUCCCAAUAACUUACUCUCUGGACCAAUACCCAAAAGUCUUGGAAAGCUGAAAUACCUCCGAAUACUUUUUCUGGGUGGCAAUCAGCUAACAGGGGAGUCUCAAGAUAAAGAGUUUAGUUUCCUUUCAUCUUUAUCUAGUUGUAGAUUUUUGGAACGAUUGUCCAUAUCCAACAAUCCCUUGGAUAUUACUCUUCCAUAUUCUAUUGGAAACUUUUCAAGUACCCUUAACACCAUUGUUUUAUCCCAAAGCAAAAUAAAGGGUCACAUUCCUAUGAGUAUAGGUUCCUUAAAAGGCUUGACAUGGCUUGAUCUGGGCAAUAACAAUUUGACUGGAAACAUACCAUCCACAAUUGGGGGAUUGGAGGGGUUACAAAGAUUAUAUCUUGGUGGCAAUAAAAUUGAAGGAUCCAUUCAAGAAGACAUAUGUCAGCUAAAGAACUUAGGCGAGUUAUAUCUCUCAAAUAAUGCAAUCUCUGGAUCCAUACCAAAUUGCAUUUCCAAUCUCAAUCAUUUGCAAAGCCUAUACCUGAGUUCUAACAGGCUAGAAUCACCAAUACCAUUAGAUUUAUGGAGUCUUGAGAAUCUAUUGUUUUUGGACCUGUCAUCGAAUUUCCUCGGUGGAUAUUUGCCUCCAAACAUAAAAGAAUCGAUUGUUAUUGUACACAUCGAUUUAUCUCAAAACCGUAUUACUGGAAAUAUUCCAAGCAUCAUUGGAGCUUUUGAGAGCUUAAAUUAUCUUGAUUUGUCAAGGAACUCAUUUCAAGGAAACAUUCCACAAUCUUUUGGAGACUUAAAAGGAUUGGAUAUCUUAAACGUCUCAUACAAUAAUUUAUCUGGUGUAAUUCCUAAGUCCCUUGAGGCCCUUUCACAUCUCAAGUAUUUGAAUGUGUCUUUCAACGAGCUAUCCGGAGAGAUUCCAUCUACUGGGCCUUUUGAAAACUUCACAGCUAAAUCAUUUUUAGGAAACAAGGCACUUUGUGGGAAUCCAAUUUUUGGAGUCACACCUUGUCAAAACCCAGGCUCCAAAGGAUCAAAGGUGAAACAAAGUCUGCUCAAAUAUUUUCUUCCUGCCAUUGCUUUGGUCAUAAUCUGUCUAGCGUUGGUUUAUAUGCUGAGAAAACAUCGAGAAAGUACAAUGCAGGUUCCAAGUUUAUUUAACACAUUGCCUGUAUUUGAGCAUAGAAUAAUAUCAUAUCAAGAGCUCUGCCAAGGGACAAACAACUUUUGUGAAAGCAACUUGCUUGGAGUUGGAGGUUUUGGUUCUGUAUACAAAGGGAUGCUUUUUGACGGGACAAUUGUUGCAAUUAAAGUUCUAAAUUUACAACUGUCGAGUGCUUUCAAAAGUUUCAAUGCAGAAUGCAAGGUUCUACGAACAAUCCGACAUAGGAAUCUUGUUAAAGUCAUAAGUACUUGCUCUAAUCCCAAGUUCAGAGCUUUAGUACUACAAUACAUGUCGAAUGGUAGCCUUGAAAGAUGGUUAUACUCUUCUAACUACUGCUUGAAUCUUCUUCAAAGAGUAAACAUUAUGGUUGAUGUUGCAUCAGCAUUGGACUAUCUCCACCAUGGUCAAUCAGAAUCUGUGGUACACUGUGAUUUGAAGCCUUCUAAUAUCCUUCUAGAUGAGGACAUGGUUGUACACGUGGGUGACUUUGGCAUUGCAAAGAUUUUGGUAGAAGACAAGGAUGCUACACAAACCAAAACUCUUGGUACAGUUGGCUACAUCGCACCAGAGUAUGGUUUUGAAGGAAAAGUGUCUAUCAAAGGCGAUGUUUAUAGCUAUGGUAUAAUUUUGUUGGAGAUGAUCACGAGAAAGAAACCUACCGACGAUAUCUUUGCAGAACAGUUUACUUUGAGGCAAUGGAUAAAUGCAUCACUUCCUAGCAGAAUGAUGGAAGUUGUUGAUGACGGUUUAUUGAGAAUAGAAAAUGGAAGAAAUGUAACAAUUAUGCAAAGUGUUCUUUCAUCCAUCAUAGAAUUAGGCUUAAGGUGUAGUGAAGAGUUACCAAAUGAAAGGGUCGAUAUCAAAGAUGUGCUUGCAAAGCUUCAAAAUAUCAAACAAACACUUUUUUAAAACAAAAACGGGGGUGUCAGUUAUCUUUGAUCUAGGUGUCAAUUUUGAUUUCUUAAAGUACUUACAAGUCGUAUGUUUUAUGUUUGUAUGACUUUUCAUGUUUACAUAAAUGG